Lasiosphaeria miniovina is the source of this 1176-nucleotide messenger RNA. RefSeq lists its product as uncharacterized. The record is from RefSeq and is a predicted model, not a curated record. Bases 1 to 1176 code for a protein of 391 amino acids. NCBI's taxonomy places the organism in Eukaryota, Fungi, Ascomycota, Sordariomycetes, Sordariales, Lasiosphaeriaceae. The transcript has 3 exons.
AUGACGGCGCCGGAUAAUCCCGUUUUGGCAGUCGUGGAGCAGCAUAUCGACACGACAGGGGUAAAUAAGAGCACCUACUCAUAUUCAAGCUCAUUUAUCCACCGGAUCAACCACUUCCUCACCCGCUACCGGGUUCGCACAAGCAAGAUGCACUUGAAACAAGUUGCCGCCGUCUUGGCGCUUACCGUGACGGCCGGGAAUGCACUGCUACGCUUUUCGUGCUCGUCCCUGGUCGUGGAACGGUUGGACCCGCUGGUCAACCCAGGAAUGGCGCCGUCGCCUCAUCUUCACCAGAUUGUCGGGGGGAAUUCAUUCAACAUCACCAUGGACCCCAAGUCGCCGCCGCCGACGCAGUCGACGUGCACGACGUGCACGUUUGCCGACGACUUCUCCAACUACUGGACGGCCGUGCUGUACUUCAAGGCGCGCAACGGCAGCUACCACCGGGUGCCCCUCAAGCCCAACUCGGGGUUCGAGCAGGCCGUCGGCGGCAUGACCAUCUACUACCUGCCGACGGCGGGCAGCGGCAGCGCCAAGGGCGUGGUGACAGCCUUCAAGCCCGGGUUCCGCAUGCUGACGGGGCAGCAGCAGUACCGCACCAAGGCGGAGGCGCAGCAGUUCCGGCAGCUGACGUACACUUGCCUCGCCAACAUCAUGACGCGCACGGGCGAGACGCUCGACUUCCCGACCAAGCCGUGCGCGGCGGGCAUCAUGGCGAACCUGCGGUUCCCGACGUGCUGGGACGGCAAGAACCUCGACUCGCCGAACCACAUGGACCACAUCUCGUACCCAUCCUCCGGAACGUUCGAGAACGGCGGGCCGUGCCCGGCGACGCACCCGGUCAAGAUCCCGCAGCUGUUCUACGAGGUGAUCUGGGACACGGCCAAGUUCAACGACAAGAGCCUGUGGCCGGCGGACGGGUCGCAGCCGUUUGUGUGGUCGCAGGACGACCCGACGGGCUACGGCAACCACGGCGACUACGUGUUCGGGUGGAAGGACGACGCGCUGCAAAAGGCCAUGGACACCAACUGCAACAUCAACUGCCCGCAGCUCAAGACGCAGACCAUUGCCGCCGGCAACAAGUGCACCAAGAAGUCGCAGGUCAACGAGAACAUUGACGGCUGGGUCGCCGAGAUGCCUGGAAUGGGGUCCGGCAUGAGCAACAUGGGCAAGUAA